UUCAUCAAACCCUUUUCUUUCUCUCUUCUUCAAUCAAAAACCCCCUUUACACCCUCCAUUGUUGAAGUGAAGGGUUCAGACUCAAUUGUUGAUACUCACAGAAACAGUUAAUGAAAUGUCACAAAUGAUUGACCAAACACCCUCAACGCCAGGGAAGCUGAAGCCUGAAAAAUCUCACUACAUUCACAAUCGCUUCAGAGUCCAUUCUUCUCUCUCCAAGCUCACUCUCUGGUCCUCACUCUUCCUCGCUAUCAUUCUCUUCUUUUUCAUCCUUUCCCCUCCCACCGCCGCCCCCUCCGCCUCUCCCCGCCGCGCCCUCGGUGACUCAUGGGGCGGCUCUUAUUGGGAAAAGCGCGUCACUAAAUCGGCGCGGAGGAACUCCGCCUCCGGACUCACCGUCCUCGUCACCGGCGCCUCCGGAUUCGUCGGCACGCACGUCUCCCUCGCCUUGAAGCGCCGCGGCGAUGGCGUCCUCGGCCUCGACAACUUCAACAGGUACUACGACCCUAACCUCAAGCGCGCUCGCCAGAAGCUCCUCGAACGCGCCGGCGUCUUCGUCGUCGACGGCGACAUCAACGACGCCGCGCUCCUCCGGAAGCUCUUCGACGUGGUGCCGUUCACCCACGUGAUGCACCUCGCGGCGCAGGCUGGGGUCCGCUACGCUAUGCAGAACCCUGGAUCCUAUGUGCACAGCAACAUCGCAGGGUUCGUGAGCCUUCUCGAAGCGUGCAAAUCGGCGAACCCACAACCCGCCAUUGUUUGGGCUUCGUCGAGCUCAGUUUACGGGCUCAAUUCGAAGGUGCCGUUCUCGGAGAAAGACCGAACGGAUCAACCGGCGAGCCUGUACGCGGCGACGAAAAAAGCUGGUGAGGAAAUCGCUCAUACCUAUAACCAUAUCUAUGGUCUUUCGAUCACUGGGUUGAGAUUCUUCACGGUUUAUGGCCCGUGGGGAAGACCUGACAUGGCGUAUUUCUUCUUCACGAAGGAUAUUCUGAAGGGGAAGCAGAUUACGAUCUUUGAGGCACCUGAUGGUGGAACCGUGGCUAGGGAUUUUACCUACAUUGAUGAUGUUGUUAAGGGUUGUUUGGGGGCUUUGGAUACGGCCAAGAAGAGUACUGGUAGUGGUGGCAAGAAGAAGGGUCCUGCGCAAUUGAGGGUUUUUAAUUUGGGGAAUACUUCACCGGUGCCGGUGAGUGAGCUUGUCACCAUAUUGGAGAAGCUUCUGAAAACCAAGGCGAAGAAGAAGAUGCUUCCUAUGCCGAGAAAUGGAGAUGUUAAGUUCACCCAUGCAAAUAUUAGUUUGGCUCACAAGGACCUUGGUUACAGACCUACCACUGAUUUGGAGACAGGGCUCAGGAAAUUUGUGAAGUGGUACCUUGAAUUUUAUUCUGGGUCUAACAAGAGGAGUGCUUGGUGAUUCUUUUAUGUCCUUCCCUUCCCCCUAUUUGUGACUAAUUCACCAUUUUUUUGCAGAGUAUCGGUUUGAAGUUGCUUAUAAUUGAUUGCUGGUUUACAGUUGUAUUUAGGGAUUAGGGAAGAACUAGGCAUCAUUGUCCCUCUUUUUUUCUUCUUUGUAAUUUUGCUUCACUUUCAUAUUCAAUUGUAUGCCUUUUAGGUUAUUCAUUGUACAUUCUUCAAUUGAGACUUGAGAGUUCAAGUUGAUGUUACUUGUUUGUGCACGGUUUUUUAAUUUUCU
Messenger RNA from Gastrolobium bilobum, 1696 nucleotides. RefSeq names its product UDP-glucuronate 4-epimerase 5. The coding region runs from base 116 to 1417 and encodes 433 amino acids. The transcript has a single exon. The record is from RefSeq and is a predicted model, not a curated record. NCBI's taxonomy places the organism in Eukaryota, Viridiplantae, Streptophyta, Magnoliopsida, Fabales, Fabaceae.